AUGAUACCCCCUCGACGUGGUCACACCAGCUUAAGUCGACGAAUGGAAGACGGCCAUGGUGCAGCCAGCUGCUCUUCCCGAACACGAGCCACUACGAGAACAUCCUCGUCUUCUCCUCCUGUCAGAAGAAGAAAACAAGCAAGACGAGGCACGUACUUCCGUGUCGCCGUCUCUCUCCUCACCUCCACGGCGAGUCUCUUCGACAGAACUACACAAACUGUAGAAGCGAAAAAGGAUUUUUAUGCCGAGUUGGGGGUGAGUCCGAAGUGCCGGAAUAAGGAAUGCGCGGCGGAAAUCAAGAAGGCCUACCGGAAGUUGGCUCUGAAGCACCACCCGGACAAGCAGGACGUGAACCUGCCCGAGAAGAAAAAAAAGAAGAACUUGUCCAAGUUCCAGGAUAUCAACAACGCCUAUGAGACCCUGUCAGAUCCAGAGAAAAAGAAAAAAUACGAUGAAUUCGGAGAGGACCCGAGCAGACCAGGACAGGCUGCAGAUGGCAACUCGGGUGGGGGAGGGCCAGGUGCGUGAUGCUGUAGAUGUUGAUCAUAUGACCUAGCUGCUUCCUGUAUAUGUAUACGAGAGCUAAAAGUUGUAGAGCUCUUGCUCUUGCACUGUCGUGAUCUUGUUCACGCAUGAAAAUUACCGCAUUUUUUGGCGAACUCCUCGAGUAAUAUCUGCUCGUCUUAUAACUCACCACAGAUCCUUUCGACAUUUUCGCCCAAUUCUUCGGCGGGGGGCGACCCGGGGGCAGCAGUGGAGGUGGCAGCUCCUUCACCUUCAAUAUGGGAGGCAGCGGCGGCAACAAGGGUGGCGGCAAACAGCAGCAGAAACAACCAGAAAAGCCUCUGUAGUGAUUUCAGUUUGUACUUUGUUUCGAAACACGGCUGCAGAUGAAUUGGGCUCUGCCAAAGCGAUGAUUGAACACGACGGACUCAGAGAAACUUCUCGAUGCAGCAGCAGCACUUUUUAUUUCUGAUUGUGAAACUGAAAUUCAAAUUACUAUAUCCAAAUUAUUCCAGGUACGACGACGAGGAUGCAAUAAGUGAAAUUCAAGGCUUCGAGGAUUACACGAACAAUGUGGCCGGGGCGAAAGACCACUACGCCGAGCAGUUUGUCAUCAAGUUUUACCAGGACGGCCACCAACCAUCCAAGGACGCACAGAAAGCUUUUGUCAAGCUCGCAAAAGCCUACGAUGGCGCUGCGAAUUUUUACGCGGUCAGCUGUAGCAGGCACAAGCGGGUCUGUGAGAAAGCGGGCAUAAAAGGAAAUGCCCUGCCCAAGGUGAAAUAUUACGGCGCCGGGGAGGAAAAUCACGAUACUUUCAAGGGCGCCAAGAACACCUACGACGCCAUGCGUAAUAUUGUGCUUAUUUGAUAAAAAGCUCUCCUGAUAAUUUUUCAUGUACUUGUACGUGCGCUCCUCUUGCGUAGAUGUAAAUUUGGAUCCAAGCGGCCGGAAAUAAGAAUUUUACUCUGCACUGCAGGCUGCUGGUCCUCAUUCAUUCUCUUCUGCAAAGGAAGUUUCCCAUCGAAAAUCGAAAAAAUAAACAGAAAAAUGGCUGGCGAAAGCGCUCCCGGACAAGACAGUGAGGUUGAAGACGAAGGAGGACAUGGAGAAAUUCAUGCAGACCGACUCCGCAAAAGUUAUACUCUUCGUCGAAAAGCCGAACACGCCCCCGAGACUCACCUUGCUGAGCGUUCAGUUUGGGAAAGUGCUGAUAGGUAGAGUGUAGUUUUGAUUCGUAGUUUUGAUGCGUCUCAAAAGUAUGCUGAUUUAUCGAUGUCGUGAUCUUCUUCCGCUGGCAAUUCAAGAUCGAUGACAGAGAGAUCUUCUUGCAGCUUUUUUAGUGCAAAAAUCCAUAUUAAAGCGAAACAAAGCGUCCCGACUUGCGGAUCAUUCAUUCCUUAGGCGUGUUCUUGUUUGCUUAAACCUGAGAGCCCCUACUUGAUGACCCCACGACCUUUCCAGGUGUGUUGUCCAAGAAGGAGGCCCCGAAGUUGUGGAAGGAAUUCGAGAUUCCGAAGAAGCAGGAGCUUCCCGCCUGGCUGAACGUGCACGACAAGACGUGGUCGCCCAAACUGCCGCGUGACGAGAUCCCGAUGUACCUCCAGGAUGUGCAGAGGCAAUACCGCGAGGAGAUGCUGACGCCGAAGUUUGACGAGCUCACCGUUGAGUACCUGGACUCCGGGAAGUGCUCCGCCAAGGACAGCAACUACUGCCUGGUGGUGGUGUCGGACCACAUCGGGCAGCUGCAGAAGAUCUUCCUGGAGGUGGCGAAGAAGCUGAAAAAGGACCCCGUGAGGAUAGUGUCACUGAACAACAAGACGAAUACCGCGAUGAAGAAAAAGCUGUUUUCCAUAACCUCGCAAGUCGGCCACGAGGACCCGGCCGUGGUGUUGUGGCGCCCGAAGCGGAGGAGAUGGAAGAAGUUCGAGGACGAUUUCCUGGAAAUGUACUCAAAGGGACAGGACGUCAUCGUCAAUGGUUUAGUCACGUUUGUCCGCGACGCCUUGGACUCGGGAGCGGCCCUGCAAAAUCGACACGAGGAGCUGUAACAAGUCGACGUCCCCGUCGUGGGGUCGUUCUUGACACACAGGAGGCUGUAAUGGGACGGAGAAGAAGGUGCUCCUGGGCAUGGUCUCACUUCUGGCGUCGGGAACUGUAGGCUUACAGUACAUGAUUCCACUUCCACACUCCUCAACAUUAGGACGGCGAUCAUGCCAAUUGCGGUGCUUAAGGUUCUCUGUACCUGUUCCAUCCAGCCGCGCCAGCACGACUUAUUUGUGUCGUGUGUAUACACUUUUUGGUUGAAGACGAAACUACUUUACACAUCUUCAUGGCGGUCAUACAUAGUUUUAAAACUACCCUUAUGUUAUCGCGACUUCGUAGACCCUUAUCGCGCUUUAUUUUUUCUGACCCACCUCCCUACAGCAACAUCGCUCCCACUGGGAGACAUGACAAUGUAAACACGGUCUUCCCCCCGGCCGAAAAUGAAAAACAAGCAAUGAUGAAAACCAAAAUGAAGCCGAGAACGUGUGUUCUCUCGUUCACGACGUUGAAGCAUCACAAAACUCGCAGCUGUGGCCGCGUGUUCAUGUUGCACUACGCGAACAGCCGGUGGUCCAAAAUCCUCCUCGAACGAAAAGAAUCCUGAGUGUUCCUGUCGCAGCCGAUCAAUCUGGAUCUCGAUAAAACUACAAGUUUUUUGUUGCCACGCGCCAGGAAGUUUGUUUCCUGAUCUUGGCAGCGGACCGAAACGAAGAUUGAAGAUGGAUCGUCUCACAACUCUGGCGGGCAGCAAACUGUCUUCCUGUGGGUGGAGAUCAAAAUCCAGCUCCAAGUCGACGAGGUGGUUCUGGUCCCUUGAUUCAAUAAAAGAAAAAGCUAAAGGUAAAGUUUAAAAGUCAAAGUCUCCUUCUAUACUGCGUAUUAAAGUG
Molecule: messenger RNA, 3437 nt
Organism: Amoebophrya sp. A120
Lineage: Eukaryota; Dinophyceae; Syndiniales; Amoebophryaceae
Source: the annotation of a GenBank genome assembly